Molecule: messenger RNA, 4980 nt
Organism: Cydia fagiglandana
Lineage: Eukaryota; Metazoa; Arthropoda; Insecta; Lepidoptera; Tortricidae
Product: sodium/hydrogen exchanger 9B2-like
Exons: 10
Coding region: 132-1601 (489 amino acids)
Source: RefSeq, a predicted model, not a curated record
UUUAUUUAUUAUAGUUCAAUAUUGUGUAUUAAUUAAAAAAAAAAGUGAUUAAAUGUUUAUAAACAAGAAAAUGCAUAGUGAUAAGGAGACAGCAGCAGUCAUCGAUAACGGUGUCUACACAGUAUACCUGAAUGAGGAAGUUAAAACGUGAUGAGCCGCAAUUUCCACCAAUUAUAAAUUCAGAGAAAAUAAAUAAAAUUGACAGUGUUGAAACUGUGGAAGCCAAAUCAAAUACUGACCAGCCAACAACAGCAACAUUAUGUAUUCAAUUAUUAACUUUAAUAAUACUUGGGUUGAUGGCGUGGGGUCUGGCCUGGAGCCAGUGGGGCGACGGCUGGGAGUGGGGCGGGAAGUGGUUCAAGAUUGGCCUCGUGGCAGCGGUAGCCUGGGGCAGUGGGCAAGCCCUUCAAGCCCUUACAACUAUGCCUGGGAUGUUGGCUGCCCUAUUUACUGGCAUUCUUGCUCAAAAUACCGGUUUCCUUGACAUGCGCGACUACAUUGAAAUAGAUGGAUUUUUAAGGAAAAUAUACCCAGUAGUGGUCCUUGGAAAAGGUUCACUGGGAUGGAAUGUGGACUACAUGAGGAGCAACUGGCAACGGGUGGCGACGCUCGGCGGCGUUCCGUGGCUCGUGGAGGUGGUGGCGGUGGCUACAUGUUCGCGCUUUCUUCUAAACUUCCCGUGGAUUUGGGGUUUCCUACUUGGUUCAGUAUACUGUUCGUUGUCGUGGGCGGUGGUGAUGCCCGGCGUCGCGAGACUAAGCGCCGCCAGCGGCUCCGCUCGCAACUGGGCGCAGCUGGUGAGCACCGCGGGCGGCACCGACACCGCGCUCAGUGUCGGCGUCUACGGACUCAUCUUCAGCUUCAUAUUCACGGAAGAAAACCAACUGUAUAAAUAUAUCAAGGCUGGGUCGACCCUGUUUGUGGGCGUGAUACUGGGAGUAGCAUGGGGUAUCCUGGCAGGGCUAGCACCACACCCGCGCGACUAUUACGUCGCGGAGCUCCGGGUCCUCUUUGUGCUGGUCGGAGGACUCUUCGCCAACUUUAUCCUCGUGCGCUUAGGAUGGGCUGGAACCGCUGGAGUUGCUGUGUUGGCCUGCAACGCAACGGCCGCGAUGUUCUGGGCGCGAGACGGGUGGAAAAUCAACAACAACCCCGCGUCUACAGCCUACCGGGUGUUCUGGGCUGCCUGUGAGCCAACUGUGUUUGCUUACACGGGCACUUUCUUUGUGAUAGACAAUGAUCUGUGGGAUGUUAUGUUAAUUGGGUUAGCAAUUCUACUGAUCUGUUUGACUGUGAGACUAACGACGGCAGCGCUCGUCUGCUGGGACAUGACCCUCAAGGAAAGAAUCUUCGUUUGCUGCACCUGGGUACCCAAAUCCAUAGUCGAGGCUGUAUUGGCACCAACGGCUCUAACGGCGGUCAUCUCCCGGGGGCCCCACCAGGAUUACGAAAACGAUUUGGCGUGCGCGGUCAACAUUCUGCGACUCCUGGUUCAAGCCAUCAUCAUCACCACCCCCAUAGGAUACCUACUAACUAAUCAUUUAGGACCAAUAUUACUUAAAGUACCAAAGAAAUCCUGUGACGAUAAAAAUAUAACAUAAUCGUAAAGACUAGCUAUUUACUCUUUAUAUCUAAGCCAGACCUAAGCUAAAUUGUAUAAGUUUUAUAUGACUUUGGAAUAGUUCUCGAGAUGUACUGUACAUUGACUUUACUCUUAUAAUAAUAUAGGUAAGUAGUUUUGGCUUGUUUUAUAUAGAUACGUGAAUUCAAAGUAAUCGAAUUGACAUUUUUAUUUAUAUAAACAGAUAGAAUAUUUGAAUCUCUUGGUUGAUUUGUUGGGUUAAAUAUUGCGUUAUGUAUUAGGUACACAAAAUGUUGUUAAAUUUUAAUUUAAUAGACAGAGUAUUAGAUAUGAAGAAAUAAAUUAUUAUAAUUAUUUACUUUGUAAGACUUAGGAAAAUGUCCAUGCAAAAUUAUAGUUGAAACAUCCUGGAGCGAUAUAAAUAAGACUUUAUCUAUCUCUAAAUUAAUUUCAACAUUCACAUUUCUCACCUUUCAUAAAUAAGUUUAUGGUUAAUAAAGGUUUAAUAGUUAUAAAACUUAAAAAAAAAAACAACUUCAACUUUUAUAUACGCUAGUAUCUGAUUGGUGUUUGAAGUCGGUGCCAAACCAAAUCUUAAAAGCGACGACAAGUAGGUACAGGUAGCAUAAGUAAACAAUUUAGAAUAUAAAUAUACCAAAGUCUUGAUUCUUAAGUAAUGUAACUGCUACUUAAUUAGACGUAAGGAUUUAUUUAGUCAUUAAGAUAAACAUUAUUAUAAGCUCGUAGGUAAGAUAUUAGCACUUUUUUCAUGUAGGUAAGUACUUAAGUAUUAUUUUAUUAGACUCAUCGCAGUCAAGGUCAUAGAUAUAGUCUGUAAAACAACUUUGUCAGUAUGAAAAGGCGCGAAAUUCUAUGUGACAGUAACCAUACGUGCCUACUCUUUUUAAAUUUGCCGCUCUUUUCUACUGACGGAAGUAGACGUUAGAUGUCGACUAAGAAAUAUCGCGCGUUUUGCUAAGUAAACUGACGUAUGGAGUGACCACUCUUUCUUUACUUAUUAACCGACUUCCAUUUCAUAGAAGGAGGAGGUUCUGUAUUCGGUUGUGGCUUUUUUUUUUUUUCUAUGUACGUUCACCGAUUACUCCGACAUCCGUAGUCCGAUUUGAGUAAUUCUUUUUUUGUUUGAAAGGAGCUACCUCCGAGUUGGUCCCAUUUUAAUUUGGUUCUGUUCUGAUGAUGGGAUCCAUGAGGAAUUGAGGGAACUCCUCAAUUUUUAAAGGCACAUGCAUGGUGAUUUGGGUGUUUUCUUAAGCAACUCGAGCAUUUUCUCCCGAAAACCACCACUUUGAUGAAGUAGACCUGAUGAUGAUGAUUGUUUUGAUGAUAAUGAUGAUGAUUUUUUAAAUGUAGUAUGUUCAGCGAUUACUCCGGCACCUGUGAUCCGAUUUGAGUAAUUCUUUUUUUGUUUGGAAGGAGUUACCUCCACGGUGUUUCCGUAUUAUUUUUGGUUCUGGUCUGAUGAUGGAAUCCAUGAGGAAUUGAGGGAACUCCUCAAUUUUUAAAGGCACAUGCAUGGUGAUUUGGGUGUUUUCUUAAGCAACUCGAGCAUUUUCUCCCGAAAACCACCACUUUGAUGAAGUAGACCUGAUGAUGAUGAUUGUUUUGAUGAUAAUGAUGAUGAUUUUUAAAUGUAGUAUGUUCAGCAAUUACUCCGGCACCUGUGAUCCGAUUUGAGUAAUUCUUUUUUUGUUUGGAAGGAGUUACCUCCAAGGUGUUUCCGUAUUAUUUUUGGUUCUGGUCUGAUGAUGGAAUCCAUGAGGAAUUGAGGGAACUCCUCAGUUUUUAAAGGCACGUGUAAAGUGAUUUCGGUGUUUUCUAAAGUAACUCGAGCAUUUGCUUCCGAAAACCGCCAAUUUGAUGUAGUGCAAGUGUAGCCAAGUGUAGCCUUACCACGAAUUUGACAUUGACAUAUUCGCUAAGUUAGCGACGCUAACGUCUUCGUAACUUACUAUUUAUGCAUCUCGCUCGCACUAAUAUGCCAGUACGAGCGAGAUGCAAAGAAAGUAAGUUACACACACGCUAGCGAAUAAAUCAAUGUCAAACUCUUGGUAAGCUGGUAAGGCUACUGAUCGGGGGUUAGGGUUAGGAGUUAAGGCGAAGCGAAGUUAAGGGAAUGGCGGUUGAAGGGCUGCUGGUUCAGGGUCGAGGGGUUCAUGGAUCAGGGGUUGAUGCGCUGUGAGGUAGAGUGAUCGGGGAGUUGAGGGAUUGGGUCAGCGGCGGGGCGGAGGAUGGAUUUAGUGUAGUGACAGGAAUUAUAAUUUACCAGACGGACUCGAAAAAAUUCCUGAUUAAGUACAUAUUUAUUAAAGUAGAUACACGAAUUUAGUUUUAAUCAUGAUGUUGUUUUUCAUUCAUGCGUCGCGCACUUAACAAUGCGUUAAAAACUAAAAAUGGAAAAAUAAAAACUUUUUACAAAAAAAAGAAAACCGACUUCAAAAAGGAUGAAAUAACAUAUUAUCCUUUUUAAGUCUAUGCGUUACCAACUGAUAUGUUUGAAGUCGGUGCCAAGCCAAGUAGUAACAAUACCCGUCAAAAAUAAUCAGCUUUAAACCCCAUUAGAACUGUACUAAUGAGUAUUAUAAAUGUGUAAGUAAUUCUGUCUGCCUCUUUGUCGCCUUUUCAUGGCUAAACCAUUGAACCGCUUUAGGUGAAAUUUGGCAAGAACGUAAAUUCCUUGAUUUGUUUUAUAUUUUGAAAUGUAGUCCUCUGAAUAAGGGACGGGAAAUAACUCAGUCUCAAUCCCACGCUUGCGUGCCGACAAACAUGGUACGGACUGUACCAAGAAGGUUUGAUCGUGUGUUCUUAGGUACAGUCGACGUCAAAGAUAUGUUUACACUUUUGCACCGUACUCCUUUGUAAUAUGUAAUAUAAGACGAAAAGUGUAAACAUAUUUUUAACGACGACUGUACCUACAGAAAGUACGUUCAUUGUCGUCGCGUAAGGCAAUCCAACGUAAAUCAUUAUAGAAUCGCACCAAAAUCAUGGUAUGCUUCAAACGUUGGCUUGGCACCGACUUCAAACAUAUCAGUUGGUAACGCAUAGACUUAAAAAGGAUAAUAUGUUAUUUCAUCCUUUUUGAAGUCGGUUUUCUUUUUUUUGUAAAAAGUUUUUAUAUUACUCUAUGGUACGUACAGGCAAGAAAGUGGUCUACCACUUUUCGACUCUAUCAAUCAGAUAAUAGAGUCGAAAAGUGGUAAACCACUUUCUUGGCUGACUGUACGUGUGAUUUUCUAAUAUGUAGGUACGACUCUUCAUCUCGCUACUAUAAUUAGGUACUCGUAUAUUCGUAAUAUAAUACGAGAUACUAACUAAUUACCUAUAUUGGUAUGUUGUCUUUAUUUAUUUUAAACUUAUAGCAAUAAAUCAGUCACUUCGCA